This is a messenger RNA of Ceratitis capitata (Mediterranean fruit fly), 6557 nucleotides long. RefSeq names its product transforming acidic coiled-coil-containing protein 2 (gene tacc). The coding region runs from base 700 to 5079 and encodes 1459 amino acids. Lineage: Eukaryota; Metazoa; Arthropoda; Insecta; Diptera; Tephritidae. Gene Ontology annotation, biological process: cell population proliferation; mitotic spindle organization; cerebral cortex development. The transcript has 12 exons. Gene Ontology annotation, cellular component: cytoplasm. The record is from RefSeq and is a predicted model, not a curated record.
ACUUGCGCGCUAAAGGAGCGAUGUGGCGUCCGUGUACCUCCAACAGCUCUCGUGUGAUUCGACUGUCAGUUAGCGUUUAAUUGUGGUCGCACAAUUUAGUCUGCCGUAGAAAAUUGUGUUUACUGAAAUAAAUGUACAAACAUAUACCAACAAAAAAACGAUCAUAAAAAAAUACUCUGACUGCGAGUAUAUUUAUUGAGCGCGCAGCCAAGAAGACAGAUCAUAAUUUUCAAAAAUUUUGUAUUUUAUUCCAAAUAGGAAAAAUCAAAUACAUUAAAAACAUAAUUGAAUAAAUUCUGAUAGAAGACAAAUAAUUAAAAUUGUAAAAAAGCAAAAAAAAAUCCGCAAAACUUGAUUUGAAGUUAAUGGUGCAUACCGUAAUCGCAAAAAAAUAUAUACCUAAUUACGUGACUAUUCUCCCAUUUUUGACGCGAAGACGAGAAUUUUGGUAAAGUAUUUUCUGAAAACAACGAAGAUGGUGCGACGCUACGCGUUGCAGGCGUAAACGUAAUUACCGCAAAUCAAUCGUGUGUGACACUAUAAUUGAAAAUACCCAAUCUUUACAUAUUGUGUUAAUUUGCAAACCAGUAUACGUACAUAUAUAAUAUUGUUUUCCUUACUUAAAGUAUUCAAAUAUCAUAAACCGCUGUCACAAGAGUGCAAAUCACCUAGAAAUAUAAAGUUCGAUAGGAAACAAAAAUGGAUUUCAUUUCAAAUCUAAUAAAGCGGCCAAUAAGUUUGGUGCGCAGCGAGUCAUUGUCGUCAGAUCAAGGACAAGCAAAUUCGCGUCCAAUCACGCCGCAACACUCGCCAUCACUAUCGCAGUCGCCUUUGUCGCCCUUCGAUCGUGCCAUUAUACCAGAAACGCAUCAACAACCUAUAGCUAGUACCCUAAACGGCCCACUCAUUUCAGCCAAUGUAAUGGAUAUGCAGAAUGUACAGAACGAUUUUCAUCCCAUCACAACGGCACCAACAACACGUACCUCACCACCAAUAAGUCAAUCGGGCUCACAGACGUUUUCUAGUUCGCUGCAAACAAGCGCCAGUAGUCAUGGCAGUGACAGGUGUGAUGGCAAUAUCUUAAAUCCCGUAAACACUGAUGGCAAUACAAUCGAAGAGUUGCUCAUACAAAUCAAUGACAAUUUAAAUAUGGGUGAUCUGUUGCAUACCGACACUGAAUUGAAUCAACAUACUUUGCCAAAUCGUCCAUUAUCAUUAUCGCCAACAGCAUUCGCGAAGGCAUUGUCAUCUGAGUAUAACGCAAUUUCUUCGAAAUCUGCAAAUUUGAAAGAGUCUUCUUCAACGCAAUAUAAAGAGUCAUCCUCUUCAGCUCCAUCUUCACUUAAGACAUCUGCUAUGGCACCUGUCGCUGAUAGUGCAUCUGCUACGUUAAUAGCGAGUGAAAAAGAACGAUGCAUUGCCGAGUCAAAAGCGGGAACUUUGGAUGUGGCCGUUCCUGCAGUGUCGCUUAAAGCAGAUAUUCAUAUAGAUAAAGACAAGAGUUUUCCUGGUGCAGCUGCUGAUGCGAGUGGAACAAAAGUUGUGGAGAUGCCUACAGCUUUAAAUAUAAAUACAGAAGAUCGGGCAAAAUUAACAUUCGAAGAUGGUCUUAUACCAACAUUGACUGCAGCCAUAAAUGAGCGUGAAAAAAGUAGUAGUGCUGCCGGGAAGGAUGAAUCCAACGCUCGCCAUAACUUACAGCCACCUAUGGAACCGGAUACAGCAACGUCGUCGGACAAUGAGACCUUUGCAGAAUGCGAAACCGAUCAAAUUUCAACUUCGAAUAACGAUUACGGUUUUAUUGCUGACGAAUAUAGCUUUGAAAAUUCUGAAGUUGAGUCAUACUUCAGCGCUGCAAACUCGAGAAAUGUCACUAUCAGAAAUGAUGAAGCAGACCCAUUAAGUUUAAGUAUGAAUAAAGUGCCAGAACAAAGUCACAUUGAUCCAGUUGAUCUACUAUCUGUUAUGAGUGGCGGUAAUAUAUUGAUACAACAAACUGCUCAUUCUUUAGAUGUAACCUUUGAUGAAGAACCAAUGGACGUCGAUAUUAGUUGCACCGAAAUAAAAGAGCAUUUAAAUGUAGAACUCACUCAGGUAACUACACCUCUUGGAACAGCUCUAAAAACUGUCACCCAUGAAAACGUUGUUACGACAAUUCCUAGCGUCGAGUGUAAACCAGAAACUAGUAAUAAAAGUGAAACUUUAAAAAGUAAUACAACAACGGCUCAGCACGAAACUAGUGUAGAAACUACACAGUCUGAAGUCGAGGUCACGUUAAAUCGCACUGACGAGCUACCUACUUCAACAGCACAAAACCACAGUAUUGAGCAUAAAGACAUUGAUAGUAGCACAACUGAAACAGCUUCGGAAGUAACUGCUGAUUUAUCAAGAAAUACAAUAACUUCCCCAAUUUCAGUGUAUUCAGCAAAUACAAGUUUACAACCCAUCGAAGAAAGUGGAAUGAAACACUCUUCAUUUGAAAAUAAACAAGAAAAUCAAAAGUCCUUGACUGGGUCACAUAACGCACUGAAUUUGACAACUGACAUGAAUUCAUCAACAAGUAGUAGCAAAAGCUCAGCCUCCUCUCCGAGUUUUCCUAUAAAGCAGAAGGGUAUCUCACUCAAGCAAUUUCCACGUUCUCCCGUUGCUGACGCACCAAAGAAAAUCCCAUUUCUUGAGAAAUCCGAAUAUACUGAGCGCAUAGAAACGGAACGUAAAAAAUCUGUGGCCAAUGAUCCAAAAUUCGCUCUACCCGGGUCUCGAAAAACAUCCUCGAUUGAUGACAGACCUGCCCAACUAGCUAAAUCUGAAAUGGUUGCUGCAAACACCGAAAGAUACGCUGCAUGCUCGAAAGAUAAUCUCAACGAGAUUGUUGCAUCAGUAAAAACAAACGGUAGCACAACCACUGAAUCGGACAUACCUACAAAACACGCUGAAUUGUGUGAGAGUUUAGAUAAACGUCGUACUUUCAAUAUAACACCACCUGUUUCGGAAGAUACAGAAAAUGUGAGACUAAAGCAUAUAAGCGAUGAAGAUAAGCGGCGCACAUAUAAUAUACCCUCAGAACAGAUGAAUGUUUUUUCAUUAAAAUCUGAUCGGGAAGUAGAUAAACAGCGUACAUUUGAUAUGCCUGCUGUGCCAGCGGAAACCGAUACUGCUAACCAAAAAUAUGUCUCUGAUGAGGGGAAUAAUCGGCGAACAUUUAAUUUAGAAUGUUCUGAAAAAAAUAAUGAUAAACUUGAAGAGAAAUCUUCAAGCGGGAACGAUGUUGAUGAAAUACCUCGUACUUACAUUAUAUCCGAACCAGUAACCUUAGCAACAACUUCAAACAAUUUCCCAAAACCGGAAGAAAUAGAUGAGCCCAUGGAUUUAGAUGAAACGUUACCUAUGGAGAGUGCAAAAUCUUUACCAACACCAAUACAGUCACCCCCAACUACAACAAUCUCCAGUUCGCCGCCAAUACCAACACUGCAGAAUCGUAGCGCAUCAUCUUUAGAUAAGUCACCAACUCUAUCAUCCAUCCAAAAUCAUCGGCGGGAUGAGAACGUAACAAAUCUUAAAAUGGAUGAUGAAGCAUUCAGAGUACCUUUACCACCAUCACCAUCAUCAUCUACGGCAUCGCCACCUAAGCCCACUAUACAAAAGCGUCCAUCAAUACAUGCGUAUAAGAAUGCAGAAGACACUGUUACUGUUGAAGCAUUAUCAGCAAAAGAACAAACGAAACGUGACUCCAGUGAUGAGAAGGAUGUGUUUGCUGGAACUAAUACCCCAUCGCCAAUGGAAGAUCAGCCAUCAUCAACUAGCGGCUUUGGCAUUUUCGGCAGUGACCUAAAUGUGGACGCUGAUCAGCAAGAAUACACAAAUGAGCAAUUCUUCUGUGGAAAUAACUUAAUUUUAAAUCCAUCCGACUUUGAUUAUCUACUAACAAAAGGCAAUAAUAGCGCGCCAGUCGAUCGUAACUCGUUAUUACUAAAAUUUGAUCCAUUACUCGGUGUGCCAGUACCUGCAAAUCAAAUUCAACAGCAACAAAAUUCUGUAAAACAAUCGUCACAAAUAUUGCAAAACAUUUUAGGCAAUAAUAAUAAAGCGAAUUUAAGUCCUACAAUUGAAGAGGACGAACACUCAACAUCAUCGGCGUCCGUAUCAUCAAUUAACAAUAAUCAAUCGUGUGCUGACGAGGCAGAUAAUAAGAGAUCACCAUCAAGUGUUGGGGCAGGAAGCGACGAAAACUUUCAGUCUAAGCAUAAUUUGCAUAAAAAUUCAACAGAAAAGCAACAAAACAAAGAGCAACAGCUACCGCAACAACAGCCCCAAACUAAAAGUUCAAAGAAGCAUGCCAGUAUGAGUGUCGACGUGAUUAAGGACAUGAAUAUCGAUAACGAUUGCAACAAAACUUUUGAGAACUCAAACUCACAACCCGAUGAAAAACAAAUAAACUACAAAAUGGACGAACUCGAGAAAAAAAUUAAAAAUGAAGUCCUAAAAACAGAAGAUAUUGAGAAAAAACUUAAGGAAGCUGAACAGCGGGAGGAGGCAUUAAUCAAGCGGAUAACAGAAAAAGACAAAACAAUAACAAAAAUGACCGGUGUCAUUGAAGCGUAUGAGAAAGCCAUUGCUGAACUAAUCGCCGAGAAAGAGCAAUUAUUGCAAGGCUAUGAAAAACAACUGGCGGAGGUUAAGGCAGAUCGCGACUCGAAUUAUCAACAUCUCACAUCACUCGAAACGACUUUCGCUGAUCUGCAUGUCAAAUACGGCAAAAGUAAGGAGAUGACACUGCAGUUGAAGUCAAACGAAGAGGCCUUAGUUGCAGAAAAACGUCAAAUAUUGGAAAAUUUGCGAUUACAAGAACAGCGGUAUGACAAAAUGAAAAAUCAUGCCAUGCAGCAGCUGGAAAUUGCCAACAAAAAACUCGAAUCCCUUAACAAAGAACACAGUAUCGAAACAACAAAACUGAAAGCAUUACUCAAAAAGGAGGAAAUAUCGCGAGCUUCUAUCAACGAGCAAUUACAACAAAAGUCGCGAGAAAAUGCUGAGCUUGUUAAAAUAUGUGAUGAACUAAUAAGUGGUUCGGGAAGUUAAGUGAAUUUAAUGGGCAAUGUCGACAGCGCUGCGACAAACUACAUUAAUUAACACAAAUAUCAACUGAUCUGCAUAUACUCCACAUAUAUGUGGUAUUUUGUAUUUGUAAUGUAUGCCCAAAAACCCAGAAGAGUAGUGCAUUACAUUGCAUUACAAUUACUCGUUAAUUAGAAAUAUUUUAGUUGCCUGAUUAGCAAGAAAAGGUGGCGCGUGCGUGCUUGCGUACAAAUGCCUGAUGCGCUUAAGAAAAAAUGCAUUCAUUUAUGUUCGCAGUCAUUCACAAACAUUUGUGACUAAUUUAAGAAAUUGCCCUCAUGUUAAUAUAUACUAUAGUUAUUGCAAUUUAAUAUUUUUUUGUUGUUCAUCUACAUUUACAUUCAUAAUGAAUUUUCUUUUACUGAUUUUGUACUUUGCCGCAUAUAAGUAAUAAUUAUUGUUAAGUAUUUUUUUUUUUUUUUUGUAUGUCGAAAAAUAUGUAGGCAACUCUAAUUUAUUUCAUAGAAAUCUAUAAACUCAUGCAUGAUUAAUUAUACAUACCUCAUGACAUUCGUGAAUUAGUAUGUGAGAAAAGGGUAAAAGAAAAGAUUCGAUUUAACUUUUUGUAUGUUAUGUAUUGUAGUCGUAAUUGUAUACUCUUACAAUUUGCAGAACAAUGCUGUGAAUGUUCUAAUAUGAAUUUCUCUGGAAAGAAAACUAACUGUACAAUCUCUUUAAAUUAUAAUUUGUUUACUAAAAAUCAAAAUGUUAAGAGCUAAUUUGUAUUUUGAAUUGUAUUAAUUUAUAUACUUUUAGUUUCCCACCAAAAAGCCGAGACUAAAAUGAUAAUUAAAAAAAAAAUCGAAUUAUUAAAAAAGAUAUAAAUAUAUAUUUAAAAAUAAGUUCUGCACUUUUGUAUUUUUCCGUUUUGGUUUUUUAUUUAUUUAUUUAUAAUUUGGCGUAUAAAAAAUAAAAUCGAAAUCAAUGGUAAGAUUGAAUUUGCAUUAAUAAUUAAGUGUCUAAUAAGUCAUUUUAUCAUUUUUUUUUUUUGUAUUCUCUCAUUAUUUUAUUCCCGUACUCUGUAUGAGAAAAGUUAUAAUAUUAAUAUUCGUACAUGUGCGUGCAGCUAGUUUUAUUUCUUAGAUGUGUUCAAGCUACAUCAUGGACAUCUACAUACCCCAAAAAAGUACUUACAUGUACACUUUGAAAUUGUGAACAUUUACACGCUAAGUAAUUAAGUAUGGUAUGUAGUCUAAUUACGCAGAAGCUCAGUCUAAAUAUUUCACUUUCAUUUUUAUGUAAGAAAAAUGAAAGUUGUAUGAAAAUAUCGAGUAUUAAGUCUAUGAUAAACGGCAGACUUAAUUUUGCACUUCUCUGAUGUAGGAUUUGGAUAUACCAAAAUACAUUUCAUUAAAAUAUAUAUUUUUCUUAACACAACGUAUACUUGAAUGAAUUGUUAAUCGCAAAUAUAUCUUCCAAAAUAGUUUACAACACAUAACCGA